CCACGAAAUUCUCAAAUCCACUGUCCGAAAAUCUCCCAAUUCUCUCUCUCCAAUUUGUGAAUUCUCUCUCAAAAGGGUAUCAGAUUCAGUGCUCAGAUUAGGUUGAAAUGGAGACUGGCGGUGGUAAGAUCAAGAAGGGCGCCGGGGGAAGGAAGGGCGGUGGCCCCAAGAAGAAGGCGGUGACCCGCUCCGUCAGAGCCGGCCUGCAAUUUCCGGUCGGUAGGAUUGGCCGUUACUUGAAGAAGGGAAGGUAUGCUCAGCGUGUCGGCUCCGGAGCUCCGGUCUACUUGGCCGCCGUGCUUGAGUACCUCGCAGCUGAAGUGCUGGAGUUGGCCGGAAAUGCAGCUCGGGACAACAAGAAGAACAGGAUUAUCCCAAGGCAUCUGUUACUGGCUGUGAGGAACGAUGAAGAGCUUGGAAAGCUUCUUGCUGGGGUUACUAUUGCUCAUGGAGGUGUGCUACCCAACAUCAACCCAAUUCUGCUACCCAAGAAGGCUGAGAAGGCUGGAGGAGUUGCCAAGGAGCCCAAGUCCCCAUCGAAGGCUGGCAAGUCACCCAAGAAGGCGGCGGCAUAGAUUCUGUGAAUGGUUGCUUGUUUAGGGUUUAGUUUGAAUUGGUCCAUUUGUAUGUAAUCAAUCUCAGUAUCCAGGAUGUUGCUUUUGUUAUUUGUAGGGAAAAUUCCAAGGAAAUUUAAAGCUUUUGUUAUCGUUACAUGUUAGUGUUCAUCAUCAAGUCUAGGAACUUUUUGGAUUUGGUUUGGGAUUUGAUCAAUGAAACCCCCUGUUUCUGUGA
Messenger RNA from Rosa chinensis, 792 nucleotides. Its product is annotated as histone H2A. Gene Ontology annotation, molecular function: structural constituent of chromatin; protein heterodimerization activity; DNA binding. Gene Ontology annotation, cellular component: nucleosome. The transcript has 2 exons. The coding region runs from base 108 to 575 and encodes 155 amino acids. The record is from RefSeq and is a predicted model, not a curated record. Lineage: Eukaryota; Viridiplantae; Streptophyta; Magnoliopsida; Rosales; Rosaceae.